Molecule: messenger RNA, 963 nt
Organism: Coccomyxa subellipsoidea C-169
Lineage: Eukaryota; Viridiplantae; Chlorophyta; Trebouxiophyceae; Coccomyxaceae
Exons: 7
Coding region: 1-963 (320 amino acids)
Biological process (GO): protein N-linked glycosylation
Molecular function (GO): alpha-(1->6)-fucosyltransferase activity
Source: RefSeq, a predicted model, not a curated record
AUGGGUGCACUCACAGCCAGCGCGUGCACAAUUUUCGAGUUGAACGACUCGGGGUUUGCAGCCAACGCGGUGCACCUGUUGCACAUGGAACCCAUGUUUGGAGGCGGCAACAAUGGCACCCUCUUUGUGGAUGCCACCAAGUUUGCCUACAAAUGCUCGGAAGGCGGCGGGUGGCACGAUUUCUUCAGGGUGGAGGACGUGUUAGUUCCCUGGUCCAAGGGGCGCGAGUUAAUAGAAGGGGUCACGUGCCGAAGAAUGGGGUUCCAGGACAUUGAUGUCCUCCUCGACCGGCGCUUCUCUUUCAGCUGGAAUGAUGUUGAUGCCAUGGGCGCCCACAAGCUGUGGAGGCCGCAGGAGUGGGUGCGAGCGCGGAUGGACUACAAGCUGAGGGCGCUGGCAACCUACCCUCAGCCGACGGUGGGUUUCCACAUCAGAGGGGGCGACAAGGGUGAGGAAGACGUUCUGCAGAAGCGAAAAACGACGGAGCCGGCUGAUUUCAUCAAGGCGACUCUGCGGGCAUGGCCCGGCCUGAAGGUGGGCACGUGUAUAAUGGUGGGCGAUGACUUUGACCGCAUCCGGGAGGCUGAGCAGCUGGCGCGCAAGCACCUGGGCUGCCAGAUCUUCCGCAGCGUUCCCUACUUCCGGCGCGAGGGCCACGUGCAGUACCACUUCAACAUGCAGGGGUUCGAGGAGCGAUGCACAGGGACAGUGGAUUUUCUGACGGAUAUAGAGCUGUUGGCGCGCGCGGAUUAUGCCGCGCUGACUUUCAACAGCGGCCUGGCACAUCUGGUGGACGUCCUGCGAGUCUCCCUGUACGGAAAGCACCGCUCGACCUUUGUCGACGCUUCCUACGCGAGGCGCGCACCCCGGCAAGACUGGUGGGAGCCAAUAAGGCGGCAUUUACGGGAGGCGCGGCGCAAGCUACGCCCCCGGCGAGUGAUGAGGCGGAAACAACCGCUCUAA